Galeopterus variegatus (Sunda flying lemur) is the source of this 3024-nucleotide messenger RNA. RefSeq names its product matrix metallopeptidase 17 (membrane-inserted) (gene MMP17). The record is from RefSeq and is a predicted model, not a curated record. The coding region runs from base 720 to 2528 and encodes 602 amino acids. Gene Ontology annotation, cellular component: extracellular matrix. Gene Ontology annotation, biological process: extracellular matrix organization; proteolysis; collagen catabolic process. The transcript has 9 exons. Gene Ontology annotation, molecular function: metalloendopeptidase activity; zinc ion binding. NCBI's taxonomy places the organism in Eukaryota, Metazoa, Chordata, Mammalia, Dermoptera, Cynocephalidae.
AGAGGCGACUGGGGCUUGGAGAGGAGGCUUAAUUUGUGUCCCUGGUAAAAGGUUGCCCUCCACUCCUGCUUCCUGUUUUGCAUGGGGGGGCCCUCCCACCCAUCCCCACUGUGGCCCUUUUCAGCAGAGCAGUCCUGACAAUGCCACAUACACCUUAUAGAGCACCUGUGUCAGGUGCUGGUGUGAGCUUUUCCCUCGUCUUGACUGAUAAAUCCUUACAACCACCCUGCAAAGUAAGGACUCUUAUUGGCUCAACAACUGAAGGAACAGCCCAGAGGGAUUGACUAACCUGCCCUGGGUCUCACAGCAAGGAAGUAGUCAAGUAGGAUUCGAACCUGGGUGGCCUGGCUCGAGCCUGGGCUUUUAACUGCCUUACGAUGCCGUUCCUUCAUGGACGUUUAGCUCAUGGCUUGAUUCCUAAAACUGGAGGAGUUUGAGCCCAUUUCCCCUCAGCUAGGGUUUCAGACCUCAGUCCUAGACUGCCCCCUACAGGCCGGCUUAGGGCCUGCAUUUGGCAUUGGCUAUGUUUAAUAACCUUUUAAAUUUCACCUUCUCAAGAGUGCCCCCUGGGGAUUUUGCUGCCUGAGGAGGAGUGAGAUGGGGCAGGGCUACCAUGAGCAGUUGUACAGGUUGUGCACUGCACGAGCUCACCCCGUCUAAGGGGCAUCAAGUUUAUUAGAUACUUCUCCAGCAGCUUCCUGUAAAGUGACUUAAGGAAGAUGCAAGAGGUCCCUUGUGAACUAAUGCAGGGCUGGGGCUGGGGUGGUGUUGGUCAGGUUGGGAGAAACCUGUCUCCUGCAACAGCAGUGGGCCUGGGGCAGGCUCCUCUGGGUGGGGCUGAGCCCUCUACUGCCACCCCUCACUCUGCUCUCUGCCCCCAGGAGUGGCUAAGCAGGUUCGGCUACCUGCCCCCGGCAGACCCUGCGACAGGGCAGCUGCAGACCCAAGAGGAGCUGUCCAAGGCCAUCGCAGCCAUGCAGCAGUUUGGCGGCCUGGAGGCCACUGGCGUCCUGGAUGAGGCCACCCUGGCACUGAUGAAGACCCCACGCUGCUCCCUCCCGGACCUCCCCACCAUGGUCCAGGCUCGAAGGAGGCGCCAGGCUCUGGCCCCAACCAAGUGGAAUAAGAGGAACCUGUCGUGGAGGGUCCGGACUUUCCCGCGGGACUCGCCCCUGGGCCGCGACACAGUGCGGGCACUCAUGUACUACGCCCUCAAGGUCUGGAGCGACAUCACGCCGCUGAACUUCCAUGAGGUGGCGGGCAGUGCCGCCGACAUCCAGAUCGACUUCUCCAAGGCGGACCACAAUGACCGCUACCCCUUCGACGGCCCCGGUGGCACUGUGGCCCACGCCUUCUUCCCUGGCGACCACCACACUGCAGGGGACACCCACUUUGAUGACGACGAGGCUUGGACCUUUCGCUCCUCAGAUGCCCUCGGGAUGGACCUGUUCGCAGUGGCCGUGCACGAGUUUGGCCACGCUGUCGGGCUGAGCCAUGUGGCUGACACGCACUCCAUCAUGAGGCCAUAUUACCAGGGCCCAGUGGGCGACCCGCUGCGCUAUGGGCUCCCCUACGAGGACAGGGUGCGCAUCUGGCAGCUGUACGGUGUGCGGGAGUCUGUGUCCCCCACAGCGCAACCGGACACUUCAGAGCCUGAGGAGCACCCCUUCCUGCCGGGGCCUCCUGACAAUCGGUCCAGCACCCUGCCCAGGAAGGACGUGCCUCACCGGUGCAACACUCACUUUGAUGCAGUGGCCCAGAUCCGCGGGGAAGCCUUCUUCUUCAAAGGCAAGUAUUUCUGGAGGCUGACACGGGACCGGCACCUGGUGUCCCUGCAGCCAGCACAAAUGCACCGCUUCUGGCGGGGCCUGCCACUGCACCUGGACAGUGUGGACGCCGUGUACGAGCGCACCAGCGACCACAAGAUUGUCUUCUUCAGAGGAGACAGAUACUGGGUGUUUAAGGACAAUAACGUAGAGGAAGGAUACCCGCGGCCCAUCUCCGACUUCAGCCUCCCGCCGGGCGGCAUCGAUGCUGCCUUCUCCUGGGCCCACAAUGACAGGACUUAUUUCUUUAAGGACCAGCUGUACUGGCGCUACGAUGACCACACACGGCGCAUGGACCCUGGCUACCCUGCCCAGAGCCCCCUGUGGAGGGGCGUCCCCAGCAGACUGGAUGAUGCCAUGCGCUGGUCUGAUGGUGCCUCCUACUUCUUCCAUGGCCAAGAGUACUGGAAAGUGGUGGACGGUGAGCUGGAGGUGGCGCCCGGGUACCCAAGAUCCACAGCCCGGGACUGGCUGGUCUGCGGAGACUGGCAGGCGGACGGUUCCGAGGGAGCAGGCGUGGACAGGCCAGAUGGGGCCCUUGCCCGGCCGGGACAACAUGACCAGAGCCGCUCUGAGGACGGCUAUGAGGUCUGCUCCUGCACUGCCCGUGCCUCCCCACCCCUGGGGGCCCCGCGCCCGCUGCUGGCCACCCUGCUGCCACUACUGCUGCUGUGCACAGCAGCCCAGGCCCUGGCGCUAUGACGGCUGGCAUUGGCCUGGGGAAGGACAGAGGAGUCGGGAGGUGCGAGGAUGGUGUCCUGCCCCUCCACACCUGGAGCAAGGGGUGCAUGGAAGUGGACCCAGUCUUGCCGACGGGAUGGGCCACCUACCUGAGAGCAGAGGGAAGGGGCCGGGUCAGGAAGACUGUCCAGGCAGGGCUUGGGGCGGGAGCUGCCACGCCAGCUGGCAAGUGACUGGACCACUCAGAACUGCACUGGUGAGCAGAGGGGGCUCCCCUGUCAGCUGCACACCGGCCUGGAAAGAGGAGCUGGAAGGAAGUCACCUCUCUGGAGCUGGCACCACCAACUCUCCCUGUGGGUGCACACUGCCACCCCUGGUGCUUCCGUCCCAGGUCCCCCAUGGGCCUGCUGCUGCCUUGCUCAGGGCAGCCCCCCUGACAGACGAACCCCCGAGCAGGGACCACACCCGUCUCUCCGUGACACAUUUCAGACAAACAUGACCUCUCCUUGCUUUGUAA